UGAUGUGCGGCACCAUAGCAAUAGUGUGAUCGACAGAGUAAGACAAAAAUACACUGUAAAUAUCGACGAUUGCUUGGUUCUAGCGAUGUCGUCGGAAAAUCCAGCCACGUUGGUAGCCCGUAGCCAGUACAGGGACACAUGUACGAGUGUUUUAAUGGGAAUCGAGUCCCUGUAUCGACACAGGAGCCUUUUGAGCGAUGAGCUGGACGCGGAGCUCCAACAAGACGCAACGAUGCUAGAGACUUUGAGACCAGAAGUGGACGAAAAUUUAGAGUAUUGGGUGGAUGGUCCCCUUGUACGAUUUUUAACAGCCAAAGUUGCCAAAAUGUUAGCUGUUGUACGGGAAAUUCGACGAGCUUGUAGUCAACGUAAUGUCACUUUAAAUGGAAUUGAGCAUCAUGGAUGGCACUGUGAGGAACAUGUUAAACAGCUGAAAGACAUCAGAGAGGAACUAGAGCCCUAUUAUAAGGAUGCUUUAGUGAGGAUUGCUAACUAUGAGGACCGAAUGAGACAGCACCAAGCUGACGCACUGGCGAGAAGUAAGUGGGCCAGCACAGCAACAGCCACACAGCCUGAUCCACGAAAAACAUCCGGCUCCGACAAAAGUGUCAAAUUUAGUGGAGAACUAGAAAAGAGACACCCGCCACUACCACAGCUACGACAGUUGCAACAGAAUCGAUCGGUGGAAUCAACAGAAGAGUAUGACAGGACGCGGAUGACAGGACAACCUCAUUCCAAUAGCUGGCCAGAAGAUGAGCCCUGGCCACCAAGGGCUGAGUUCAAUACAAGACCACCAUUUGUUGAUGGUCGUUUAAAAAGACUAGAUGCCUAUAAAGAUCUACCACAAUUUACAGGAAUUAAUAUUCCAAUACCUAAAUUACCAGAUGCAGAACUUGGAUUGAUUGCAGAGCACACACAGCACUGGGAUCAUCACAACACUGUUAUGUACUAGACACAAGAAACUAUUUAAAGAUUCCCAAAACUGGGAAAUAUUGAUAUUAAUAGUUGGACAGUUAUGUAACAUCUACAAGACACAAAUUUCUGUAGAUAUUAGUUUUUGUGAUACUGAGAUAGAUUGGUAUGGCCUUAUGUAAAUGUACAAAUGUAGUUUACUAUGAAGCACCCCUCCCCUUUCCUGCUGGUCCACCCCUGCUAAAAAUGAACUAUGCCAAUGAUAAUGCCUAACAUGUCAGCAGGAGUUAUUGUGCACUUGACAACAGAUUUACUCAGAUACAAAUGUAAUGUAACAGAAUAGCAACUUCCACAAACCAUGUCAAGCUAAGCAGUCCCGUUAUUUAGUGAAGUGGCAGAGGUGAAAAUCAAAAAUGUUUGUGAAGCUGAAAAGCAUCAGAGGCAUAGUUUAUUUGUAGCAGGGGUGGAGGCUGGUUCACUAUAUUUUAGAAGAAAAGGUAAUUCUUAGUUAGUGUAUUGAGUUCUUACAAGUAACUAUAACCAUGGAAUAUUCAGCAUUCAGCCAACCAGACAAUCUGUUAUAAUGAAACUGGCGUGGCCAAUCAUGGUGAUUUUGGGGAUGCCUCAACUAAUCAGAUUGUGUAUUGUAUACAUCAUAAGCACUGUGUGAAAUCAAUACCUUAAAACCAAAAUUUAUCAUUUUCUUUAACAAUUGCUUCUAAAAUAUAUUGAAUUUUAUUUUUUAACUAUUUUGCUACACUACUAAAUUAAAAUUAUCUAUUUGACAAUUAUAGAGCCGUCCUUGUGGUGCAAACUGCAAUCUAAUAAAAAUAAACUUCAUUUCAUAUGUUUUUGACA
This is a messenger RNA of Saccoglossus kowalevskii, 1770 nucleotides long. RefSeq lists its product as uncharacterized. The record is from RefSeq and is a predicted model, not a curated record. Lineage: Eukaryota; Metazoa; Hemichordata; Enteropneusta; Harrimaniidae.